CGGGCUCCGGGCUCCGGGACCGGCCGGCGGCUGCAGCCGGGGCUGCGGGCGGCGCUCGGGUGCCCUUCCCGAGGACCCCCGGGCGGCACAGGGGCCGGCACCCAGACCCCGGCCCGUGAACGAUGCCUAGGGGACGAGCCUGGACCCAGCAAGAGAUCAGCUGCCUCCUGGCUCUCAUCAAGGGCUCCGGGGAGGUGACGCUCCUGAUGGCCUCCACGUCCCGGCCCAACGAGGCCCUGUGGCGGGCGAUCUCCCAGGGGCUGGCAGCCGCUGGCUACAGCCGCAACGUGCCGCAGUGCCGCUCCAAGUGGAAGGCGCUCAAGCAGGCCUUCUACUCGGAGUGGGAGACCUGCCAGCAGGCUGGCGGCCACUCGCCACGCGUGCCCCCGCACUACAAGGCCAUGGAAAAGAUCUGGAAGGCGGCAGGACGGCCCGUCUUCGGGGAGCGGCGCCUCCCAGGGCACAUCCUCCACACGGAAAUCCCGGGCAGGCCACCGUCUGCACUGGGGCUGUGCACCAAGAGCGAGCCGGUGAGCCCAGCUCACAUGGACGCGGCAUCCCAGGGGCAGACAGCUCCCUCUCCUGUGCCAAUUCUCAUUGCAGACACCGGGCCCCCGUUCGCUCCCCUCCCCACCCUUGACUUCCACCCGGCCCUCGCUGCCUUCCCGCCACUGAAGCAGGAGAGUGCGGAACGGGAGGCUGAUUCUCCUGUGGAGUGCCAGGUGCCCGCGGGGCAGGGAGCAGGGGAGCGGGCGCUGCCAGUCACCGUCGGAGACCAAGGCUCACCUGAGACAACACCUGGCGGUGAGCACCCCCUGCUGGGUGACCAGGCCUCAGCUACAGACCUGCAAGGCCCCAGCGUGGUGAGCCUGCUCCAGACCAUGCAUCACCUCCUGGUGCAGAUCCUCCGCACCUCGCAGCAGCAGCAGGUGCUGCUGGAGAGCCUGGCCAGCGACACCAUCGCCCACCUCCACCUCAUCUCCGACAGCCUGGUGCAGGUGGGUGAGACCCUGCACGAGCUGCUGCUCCAGGCUCACGCCCGCUCCGCCAGCCUGCCCACCCCGCUCAGCCACACGCCCCCCCUCCUGCCCAGGGGGCCCCGCUCGCCCAAUUCCCCCUACCACAAAGCGGAGCCGGUGGGGUCAUCCGCCUCCGGAUUCCGCCCCCACCGGCUGGCCCCCCCGUGAGAGCCCCUGCAGAGACUCGGUGCACACCGCAGGUGCUGGGGGGCCACUGCCCCCUUUGUAAACAUGUACAGCGCUGGAGGAUUUUACAGAGCUUUCUAGCAAAGACCCCCAGAUAUUUUGGACAUUUUUAAUUUUUUUAAUAAAGGGU
This is a messenger RNA of Malaclemys terrapin pileata, 1335 nucleotides long. RefSeq lists its product as uncharacterized. NCBI's taxonomy places the organism in Eukaryota, Metazoa, Chordata, Testudines, Emydidae. The transcript has 8 exons. The coding region runs from base 123 to 1187 and encodes 354 amino acids. The record is from RefSeq and is a predicted model, not a curated record.